Molecule: messenger RNA, 768 nt
Organism: Cokeromyces recurvatus
Lineage: Eukaryota; Fungi; Mucoromycota; Mucoromycetes; Mucorales; Mucoraceae
Exons: 3
Coding region: 40-426 (128 amino acids)
Source: RefSeq, a predicted model, not a curated record
AUUUUAUUUUAUUUUUUCUUUAAAAGUAUAACAUUAAAAAUGUCGUUUUUUUUUAAAAAGACUAAAUCUGAAAAGACAGAUGCGUCAUUAGAUUAUCAAACGAUCAUUAAUGACUUGAAUACCGUCGUUGAAUCAAAUACAAAUUUAGACAUUGAUUAUUUUAUACAAAAGGAAAACAUUCAUCUUCAACAUCAAGAAUACUAUCAGGAAAUUAAAAAUGAAAGAGAAAUAUCAAAAUAUCUUAAAAAUGAUUGUGAAUAUACUUCAGAAGAUGCACGUCAAUAUGUGAAUAAUUUGAUUAAAUUAUCAAAUUCUAUGCCUGAUAUGAAAGCUAUGAUAAUUGAAAAUAAUGAUAAAGUGAGCAAGUCAAUAUUAGAAAACAAACAGUCUAUUGAUAAUAUUGAAUCAACUCUUCAAGUAUUAUAAUAAACCUUCUAUAAAUGCUGAUGAAAAAUUAAGUUACAAUAUAAAUCAAAAGAAUAAAACAUGAAGAGCUACCAUAUGCUAUGUACAUAUAAAGGGCGUGGUUAUGUUUAUCUUAAUAGCUCUUAUCUACCUUUGCUGUACUACUAAUCUUUUUCAUUGAAUAAUUUAACAAAUACUAUGAUGAAAAAAUCAGCUGUAGACAAAGUUUGUGACUAAUCAAAUACUUUAGCUCUGCUAACUUCAUGCUAUUUUACUUGCUCUAAAAAAAGCAUAUACAUUCUUUUCUUUAUUAAGAUUAUGUUAUUUAAAUAUAUAUUAAUAUUAGCAAAUGAUGAAUCAAGA